CGUGGAUGGAAUCGCACCCCGAAAUUCGUGACUUUGACUGACUGGUUGAUCGGUAAGGCGAGAGGAUCGCUUGACCCUGCUGCAGAGCCGGGGCUAGCCAUGCAGGGCUGUCAUUGGCAGGAUGCGCAGGAGUACCUCGAUAGGGAUCGGUACCAUCGUGAACAACAUUAUUAUCCUCAUGGUCGGUGUUCGUAGGCCCUCAGGCCUCGUUUUACCCUUCCGAUAUUACUGAUAUGGUUAUACGGCCAUGUUGGUUUCCAUUUGCUUAUUCAAUACUCCACUAUUUGAGACUCUCUUCUAUCCCCAUUACCAAGGGGCACAAAAUAUAGAGGCAGUUUCGGCGCGGUAUGAUGCGAAAAGGAAUUGCACGGUCUCAAAAUCGUGUUCAAAUAUUCUGAUUUUGUUUGUUCACGGUGGCUGGCUAUCUGCUUUGCUUGUUUCAGCAGUUGGUGGCAAUCUCUUCAGAGUUCUAGAUGUUCAUAUUUAUUCUCCUCUCUUCUCCACUCCUUGUCUUGUUAUCUAUAUGUAUUCUUUCGCUUACCACCACUCUCUGAUGUGUAUUAUACCCAGCACUACUAUUAAAGUCUGUGUUUUUUUUUUAUGUAAUGUAACGUGAAUAUAUGUUUUGCUAGUACCACUACUCACCGAUACAGCCACUCAGCCAGUAGAUAGUAAAUUCUAUCUGAUCUACUGUACAUCAUGUUGAUAAGACCGCAA
Messenger RNA from Aspergillus piperis CBS 112811, 717 nucleotides. RefSeq lists its product as uncharacterized. The transcript has a single exon. The record is from RefSeq and is a predicted model, not a curated record. NCBI's taxonomy places the organism in Eukaryota, Fungi, Ascomycota, Eurotiomycetes, Eurotiales, Aspergillaceae. Bases 248 to 616 code for a protein of 122 amino acids.